UUGUUCGUUUAAGUUCCGCAUUGACCACAGACAGAGUUUUCAAAAGAUAUUUUGAUGGUCGGGCGGUUACAUAUUUCAUUGUCUGAUUGUAAUCCGUUUAAUUAUCAAGGAUUCAUUUUACAACUAAAUUAACAUAAUUAAAAUGGCAGAUAUUAUUCAGGAACAGCAAGUCAAAAGGGUAAAACGCUUUUUAGAAAGUUGGCGUAUGGCCCUUCUCCCUUUAAAAUCCGUGUUAAUAUGGGAACAGCAGUGGCAUCCCUGUGCUAUUCUAGCGUUCCUUUCAAUUUUGUUUCUCACAAUUUCGCUAAUGGACCUGAGUAUCCUGGCCACUAUAUCUGUUGUUGGCUUGAUAUUGAAUUUUAUUGAUUUCAUCGUCCCUAUUAUGUGCAAUACUAUUUGUAAUCCUGGCUCAUGGACGGGGCAAAAUGAAAAAAUGUAUGAAGACAUUUGCAGAAGUAUUGUUAUUACUUAUAACAAAAUUAUAAGUAACAUAAAAUCUUUUUAUGCUCUAAGAGAGACUAGUCCUCCAAUGUAUUAUCUGAUUUCCAUUUCUAUGUUGAGUGUUUCAACUUGGAUGGCUGCCUCCAUAAACAAUGUGUUUCUCCUCUACAUAUUCUCAGCCAUAGUACUUCUAUGGCCGGGCAUUCAGCACCGUGGCAUUUUAAACACGGUCCUAAGUUUUGUUAAUAAGGCUCCAAAAAUGGCGUCUUUGAAAUCUGAUUAAGAUUUAAUGGAUACUUAUGUAGCUUUUAUAUUUUAGAGAUGCUUAAGGUAUUGCCUUAUUUAGUAUGAUCUCCCGAUACCUUUUUGUGAUAUUUAUAUCCAUAGACUUUAAUUUAGAUUGUCAUAAGUAAUGUACUCUGUAUGGAACUGGUAUUGUUCCUCUGGUUUUUAGUUUGUAUUGUAAUGAAAUGUGUCAAGUAUAUGUGUUACAGUCUGAAUUUAGUGAGAGAUGUACGGUCUGGUUGUUAAGUUUAGGUCGGCUUAUUCAAUGUGAGCUUAAAAUUAUUUUAUUUGGGUUUAAAUAAAAGUUUACUAUAA
Danaus plexippus (monarch butterfly) is the source of this 1041-nucleotide messenger RNA. It is a transcript of the gene Arl6IP1, whose product is annotated as ADP-ribosylation factor-like protein 6-interacting protein 1. The record is from RefSeq and is a predicted model, not a curated record. The transcript is spliced from 3 exons. The coding region runs from base 143 to 724 and encodes 193 amino acids. NCBI's taxonomy places the organism in Eukaryota, Metazoa, Arthropoda, Insecta, Lepidoptera, Nymphalidae.